GUCUAUAGUAGUUUCCAUGAUAUGCUUCUUGAAUCUAUGAAGUCUGUCCAGUCAAGUAAGCUAGCACUUGCAUUUACUUCUGAUGAUGUGAAUUCCCCAACUAGAAGAGGAGCUAUCAGGCCCUUGCGUUUUGCUUAUGUUAGUGCUUCAUAUGAGCAGAUCUGUAGCAAUGCCACUCUUCUGCUUGGAGAUGAUGUGAUUCUUGUUGUGCUUGUGUCCAAUGUUAGAAUUUUGAAAAUGAUUUGUGGUCGCUCCUGCAAUAGAAAGUCUGCCCAACAUAUUAGAAUUGCUUGGAUACACCAGAAUGGGUCAAAGUUGGAAAAGCCCUUUGCUUGUCUACUGCCUUUGACCUUGGGAACCCAUAUUUUGGCCACCAGGGGAGAGCUAAAGUUAUAUCUAAGGCUCCAAAGAUCAUCACAACCACUACGAAUAUGUUACAAGGACCGCAAUCUUCCAGGAUUCUUGUUGUCUAAAUCCAAAGAGUGUGCUUGGGAGCAGAAAAUACAGAGAGGGCUCCAGGUAUUAGCUGAAAGUUACUACAAGCAAUCACCGCAUGUUCGAGUCGAUAAAGCUGUUGGACUCUUGUUUGCUCUAUUUGGUAUAGUUCAGAAGGCAAGGUCUGCUUCGCCGUAUAUUAUCUUUGAUCCCGGUCCUUAUCUUGAUUAUGCCAGAUUUCCCACGCUAGCCAUCUUCAUAUUAGCAAACAACUAUAGUGACUGCAUUUGCUUAGGAUUCUUGCACUACAUGACUUCACUUGAUUUUGUUAUAUGGAUUGUUGUGACUGUUUCUUGUGCCCGUCCUUGUCUGUUUAAAGCUCUAGAUCUGCUUGCAAAGCUGAACGAGCUUUUCAAUGUAUACCACUUUAUCAUAAGCCAGGAGCAUCCACAUGUUUCUUCCUUGCUGCAGAUCCAAGAGUUCAACAGAGCUUAUGGUGAGGAGUGCACUACUUAUAAUGUUCUUGCCCCAAACCUUGAGGACAAGAGCCAUAAGAGUAAGAGACAACAUAAGGUCCUUGAAUUCGUGUGUACCGUACAAGUUGUAUGUGUUAUUCUCGGCAUGGACUUCUUUAGUACUGUCACUGCAAUUCGCUCAAGCCUGAAUGACCCCACUGGUGUUCAGUCACAAAGUCUAUUCACUAACACGUUGUCAAGUUUGGGAUUUACCUUUAUUCUGACUAAGAACUUUCUAGAGGAAUUUCCAAAUGAGAAGUACUGGUAUAUUGUGGUUAAUCAACCAAAUUUUUACAAGCUAUGGGGUGACAUGGAACAAGUUGAGUCUGACUUUGAAUCUGCACAUUUUAAGGUCAAUUGGGAGCAUCUUUACUAUAUUUCUUUUUCGAUGUUGAUUUACUUUGUGGAAAGUUCACCUAGAAUUGUCCAUUUAGACAAAUGGUUUUCCCCUUGGCAGAGACGUAAGGAUAUUGUGGAAAUGCCUAGGCAUGACAAUGUACGAUGGAGGGGAAUAUCAGAUCUGUUGGAUGGCAAGUUGGAGUGCAAUCGAGUAUGGUACAAAUUAUGAAGUUGUUGUGGAGCUCAAUCAUGUCACCGAUAUUAUUAUUAUAGCAGUCUCUAUUCUACUGUUUAUUCCAGUGUUGUUGUGGCCUAUGGAGCUUUCAAAGGAAACACACGAUUUUUAUCAUCACAACCACGUCCAAUGUGAAGUAAACUUUGCCAACACACUGAACAAUUUCCAUUUAACCGAGUUCAUGCUUUUGUGGAGGUUCGCCACUAGAAUAUUUGCAUUGGUUCUCUCAUUUAGCUUGCUGCUAAUUGACUCUAACAGAUGGAAAUCAAGGUCAUAUGAAUAUGUAUGGCAGGUCAAGUUAAGAUCUCUGCUACUAUCUACUAAGAGCCACAAUGAUCAAAGGUUUGAUUGGUUCAUAACAGAUGCGUUAUAUCACAUAUUCUGGUCAAGUCACAAAGCAUGCCUUGGUUCUGAGAUAAUGAGUUGGGAGCUAGCGAGUAUCACCGUUCUUGACUCGAACCUUGAGGACAUGGUUCUUAUUGAGGACGGGAGUAUUGUUAUGAACCAGCUCUGGCCCAAUGUCUCACAAGUAGCUAUUGGGCUGAGAAGAGCUUUUGGGCCAAGAACAUGUAAUAGGGCCAGAUUAAUUUGUUAUCCAGGUUGAGUAUUUGACGCAAGGAUAGUUCUGUUAAAAGGGGGACUGAUCGGUUAUUUGGGAUUAUGCCUAUUGUGAAGAAAAGUGACUGCUUCUCCUCGUCUUCCUUCUCUGAUCCUCUCCAUUCUCAAUAGCUUCUCAUCCUUUCUUCUCUCUCCUUUGUAUUUCAGUUUACUAUCUCUAAUUCCUGUAAUAGUUUUGAGUUUAGUUAUAAUUUCUUGUCACUGUUGAAGUAAUAGAAGUGUUGAAGGACUGGUUUGUUA
Molecule: messenger RNA, 2382 nt
Organism: Nicotiana tabacum (common tobacco)
Lineage: Eukaryota; Viridiplantae; Streptophyta; Magnoliopsida; Solanales; Solanaceae
Molecular function (GO): glutathione transferase activity
Source: RefSeq, a predicted model, not a curated record